Lachancea thermotolerans CBS 6340 is the source of this 1572-nucleotide messenger RNA. RefSeq names its product guanosine diphosphatase (gene GDA1). Gene Ontology annotation, cellular component: membrane; Golgi apparatus. Gene Ontology annotation, biological process: protein N-linked glycosylation; nucleoside diphosphate catabolic process. Gene Ontology annotation, molecular function: GDP phosphatase activity; UDP phosphatase activity. Lineage: Eukaryota; Fungi; Ascomycota; Saccharomycetes; Saccharomycetales; Saccharomycetaceae. The transcript has a single exon. Bases 1 to 1572 code for a protein of 523 amino acids. The record is from RefSeq and is a predicted model, not a curated record.
AUGGCCGGAUUAGGAUCCUUGGUUCGAAACUAUCGGUUUCUGAUCGCCAUGUUGUCUGCCGUCAUGAUGAUACUGCUUCUGAGAUCGUCUGCAAGCACUGCUGGUAUCUCUGAACAGGUUUCGACGAAGAUUGGGCAGACAGACAUUGACGAUGUCUACAAGACACAACCUAUUAAACAGGAGCCAGGGUACUUGGAGGACGAAAGUAUAAAGAAGGCUGACAAGAAGCUUGAAGACGCUGUUAAGCAGAGCCAACAAAACCCAGAAUACUCCACCGGUACAAAAUGCACAGAGGAACAUCAGUACGUUGUUAUGAUAGAUGCUGGUUCGACCGGCUCGCGUGUUCACAUCUAUGAGUUUGAUAUGUGUACCAAGCCGCCAACUCUGCUCCACGAGACUUUCGAGAUGCUGAAACCUGGUUUGUCCUCAUAUGGCAGUGACCCCGCUGGGGCAGCGCAGUCGCUAGAUAAAUUGCUCGACCUAGCUGUCGAGGUUAUUCCAGAAAAGAGACGUAAGUGUUCGCCAGUUGCAGUCAAGGCCACUGCAGGCCUCAGAAAACUGGGGGAUGAAAAAUCCGCCAAGAUCCUGGAAGCGGUCCGCGCGCACCUGGAAAAAGACUACCCUUUCCCGGUUGUGGAGAAUGGUGCUGUCGUGAUGACCGGCGAUGAAGAAGGCGUCUACGCUUGGAUUACUGCUAACUACUUAUUGGGGAAUAUUGCCGGCAGGGAAAAGGUUCCCACGGCCGCGACUUUCGACCUUGGUGGUGGUUCUACCCAGAUUGUUUUUGAACCUGCCUUCCCACCUAACGAAAAAAUGAUUGAGGGCGAACACAAGUACCCUCUACAAUUUGGCGACGAAAAGUACACCUUGUAUCAGUUUUCACAUCUCGGAUACGGUCUCAUGGAGGGAAGAAACAAAGUCAAUUCUCUCUUGGUCGAAAAUGCCAUCAAAGACAAAAAAAUUUCCAAAGACGACAAGGUCGCUAAGCUCUUUUCGCCAUGUUUACCCCCAGGCGCGAUAGCUGAAGACGUUGAGGUUGAGAUGCCUGACAAGACCUCAAAAACCGUUACUUUCGAGGGUCCUGUUACUCCUGCUGGUCCACAAUGUCGCGCUUUAGCCGAGAAGGUCUUGCACAAAGAUGCCAAAUGUUCAGAGCCGCCUUGCUCCUUCAACGGUGUCCACCAGCCCUCUUUGGUACGCACGUUCAAGGAGUCCAAUGACCUUUACGUUUUCUCGUAUUUCUACGACAAGACCCAACCAUUAGGAUUGCCAUCCUCAUUCACUCUUCAGGAACUCGCAGAUCUUGCAAGAAUGGUAUGCAACGGGGAAUCCGUUUGGGAAAGCGUCUUUAGUGGCAUUCCAGGAUCUAUUGAAAAACUUGAGAAAGAGCCUCAGUGGUGCUUGGAUUUGUCCUUUCAAGUUGCUUUACUCCAUACAGGCUACGACAUCCCGCUAUACCGCGAGCUCAAGACCGCUGAGAAAAUCUCCGACUACGAGCUGGGCUGGUGUCUGGGAGCUUCCUUACCUUUACUCGAAGGCAAGGACUGGAAAUGUAAGAUAGAACAGACUUGA